Messenger RNA from Lactuca virosa, 609 nucleotides. Lineage: Eukaryota; Viridiplantae; Streptophyta; Magnoliopsida; Asterales; Asteraceae. The record is from the annotation of a GenBank genome assembly.
AUGACUCGAUUACCUUCUAUCGCACGCCUCUUUCUUUCUUCCUCACAUAAAGAGCGAGACUCUCACACGCAUCUCCCUCCAUUUCUUGUCAACACCUUCCUCCUUCUCAAUCAAAAUUCCACCACCACCAUGUCCGCAGAUCUAGAAUUCCGGUUGCAAGACCUCCCUGCAAUUCAGUUAACGUCUCUUACACUCAAGCUUCCAUCACAGGAACAGGAAUCGUCAGAGGAAUCAUGCAGAACUCAAUCAGAACAAGUUGAAGAAUGUGUAACGCCGACGUCGCCGGAGCACAGGAUUCCCGAAAUUCUCAGCUGUCCUCCGGCGCCUAAAAAACAGCGGCAUGGCGCCCCUCCUUCCUGCAAAAGAAGGCUGACUGAAUUUCAGUUCUUCGAGGUUGUUGCUAGAGACGAAAUUGAUUCCUUCUUCAGCAACCACCGUCGUGACCCAUCACCAUCAACCGCCGCAACCACCCGUCGUCAACCACCCUCAUCAGUCAGUUAUGACUACAUAUCGAAUGGGUGGUCGAAAGAAAGAAAGAUAAAAGGAAAAGAGGAAGAUCAUGUGGGUGAUGGGAUUGGGUUACCAAAUACGCUAUCCAUCCACAUGUGA